Messenger RNA from Patiria miniata (bat star), 5325 nucleotides. RefSeq names its product nuclear pore complex protein Nup160-like. The record is from RefSeq and is a predicted model, not a curated record. Lineage: Eukaryota; Metazoa; Echinodermata; Asteroidea; Valvatida; Asterinidae. Gene Ontology annotation, cellular component: nuclear pore. Bases 32 to 4330 code for a protein of 1432 amino acids. Gene Ontology annotation, molecular function: structural constituent of nuclear pore. The transcript is spliced from 33 exons.
UGAAACAGCCGUUAGAUUUGUUAGAUUCAAAAUGGCGGAGCCCAGCAGCUUUCACGAGGUGACGCUUUUGCGGGGUGAAUUUCCUCGUUUUAAGGAGCUCACAGUCAGCACAGGUGCAUCGCAAGGUGUAUUGCAAGAUGUGAACCUUCCUGACUGUGCUGGAGGCUAUGCAUAUCGAGACAGUGGAAGAGUAGCUUCAGUCACCCGUAAUCGAUUUAUUUAUUGGAGGUCGUCAAGGGAUAUCCUGGAAUUCCAUGAGGUAUCUUUAGAUCACAACCUGACGGGGAACGCUGUUAGUCUUCUACUCCAGGAUGCACCGAUCCUGCCUCGCAUCACGCUACAUGAGACACACUCACACGUCAUCAUUCUUAUAGCAACCAUCAACAGUGUUCAUCGACUGAUAUUACCUCAUCCCAAUCGUCUGCCCAGAAAUGACGUGUAUUCUCACCAUGCGUCUCUUCCUUCCAUCUUUGCGGAUGUCUCCAUUGCUAGUAUCCGUGACACCACCAACUUCCACGUCAUUGGCCAAGGAGGCUCAGCUACCUACGAGUUUCAGACGAGUUCUUCCUGGCUGACUAGUGAAGGAGAAGCCAUGUUUGCUUUGGCUACUAACGCUGGGAGCGUCGUGGUAGUGAAGCUGCCUCCUAUUGGCAUACAAGGUAUCGUCACCCAGCAUGAGUUGAAGCAAGCUACUGUGAUGCAGCGGUUGUGGACAGGGCUAGUACCUGCUGCAAUGAGGAGAGGCCAGGAAUCAAUGGAAUCUGCCACCAGUUUGACCCUUCACCCUUUGAACUAUGACCUCUUUGCCUUCUGUGCCUGUAAGGAUCAUAAGCUGAGAAUGUGGUCGUGCAAGAGCCAAUCUUGCGUGUUGACUGUUGAUGUCUUGGAUUACAUCUCAAGCUCCUCCGGCCUAACUGACCAGCCGGCCACUAGGCAUGAGAUACAGACUGCACUGGGUAGUGACCAACGGACGCUAGUCCUUGGCAUCUACUUGAGCUUUACUACACAAAGCCAGUUUCUAGUACUACAGCCCGUUCUCCAGGACGGUCAGUACAGACUCAUUGAGGUAGCUCUACUCAAUGACGACCGACGAAACACGCUGGUGGACUUUGGGCUGAACCUGUCCACCCUCUGGGCAGUAUGGAACAGUCCAACCGGGGAGACACUGGUCAAGUUCACUACAUAUGAGGGAAAUUCAAUUGGUGAGCGUGCAUGGAACAGUGUCUUCAUGGAACCAAUCCCCACUCCAGAUGUUAUGGUUCCUCCGUUCCUAGAACCAAGAGAAGCAUACCUUGAUAUCAUUUUCCACCCCGGGCGCUUCUCUAUGCAGUCAGUGUCCAGAGCUCUGAAUAUUUACAGUCGAUCCAGCGGCUCAGCCUACACCUCCUUGACUGAUCUCGCCCUCCAAACCCCAGACCUCCUGCGUGAGGAGGUCACUGCCGUCAUAGAGGCGGAGUUACAGCAGAAAGUGGGCGGUAGCGAGAUGUCUCAGGAGGAAUACCGAGACGUGUUGGAGCAGAGCUGGUCCAGAUUCUAUACAUGCUGUGUGCAGUAUCAUGAGGUUGCUAGUAAGCCACUAGGAAUAAUGUUGGAUCCAAGUACAGGGAUGGUGUGCCUUGUGAAAAAGAACCUUCUGUCUGUUCUGAGACCAUGUGAUGCUGUGGAGCAUCUCUAUCUGGCGCCCUCUAGAGGUGUUAGCCUGCAAGAUUUUGAAGGCGUCCCAUUCGUCAUAGCAGACAAGACCCUUUGUCGUGAUCUGAUAACACUGAGUGACUGUGUGAAGAUGAUAUCGCAGACGUUGAGCCUAGAAAUCAAGAUGUCAUUUGAGCAUGACGUGUCUCAGCUGGAGAAACCUGACGUGAUUGCACAACAGAUAGCUGGAGAUCUGCUGGGUGAGACAAUGGACAGUCCUCAGCUCCCAUCCAUCACCUUUGUCCAGCGACUGACCAGUCGACUACAGUCCCUCCAGGACCCGAUAAGAGCUGUAUUGACCCUCCUGAACGCCAUGGAUCUAGCAGAGGGUGACCCUAUGUCACUAAUGCUGGAUGAUGGAGUCAACGAUGCUAUGGAGCAUCUAUCAACCAGCCAACUCUUCACAAGCUCCCAAGGUGUGGCUGUCCUUGCCGCUAGCUUCAUCCAGAUGUCUUAUACCAGAUACCAGCUGCUGAGGGACUUACUCAUCUUAGAGUGUGCCAUGGUGAAACUGGGAGAUCAGGCUUCUCUCUCCGCCGAUGCUCUUGAUGACUUGGAUUCUGACAUCAUUUCUGAGACUGCAUCUUGUCUCCUAGCUUACUACUCCCUGUACUGGGUCGGUAACUGCCUGGCCAGCACUGUCCCCACCAACUCACUGGAGGCCAACUUGAGACAACUAGCAGCGCUGGAGAUCUCAGACAGUACAGCAGGCCUUGCCUUAUCCCUGACCCAGACCAGGUCAUCUGACAAGACCCUGACUCCAACGCUAGCUGAGCUAUUCCUGGAUGGGGUCGGUGGGUCACAGAUGAGGUCAAAGGUCACCAAGGCUGGAUACAUGAAGAAGAAUGAAUGUGAGACGUGGACGGAGGUGUUACAGCCUUGUGUUGUUUCAUUGGCACAGAUGAUCUGGCCAAUCAGUGGCAGUUUUCUCUUCCCAGAAUUCCUCAUGGGCAAGUGUCAGUACACCCAGCUGCAGGAGUACAUCCGAUUGUUGAAUCCCUGGUGCGAUUGGAACAUCUCAUCUCGUCACUUCCUUCUUGGCCACUGUCUUCUGAAUUCUGGCGAGCCUCGUAAGGCGCUGACCUGCUUCUUGAAGGCGUCUCAUCGCAUCGCUAAUGAGGAUUUCCUCCUGAAUAAACUACUGCUAACAGAAGAACUGGAGGGGAAGAAGCUGGAUAUUCUCUACUAUCUAAAGGUGAUCCGACUACUGGAGCAGUUUUCUCUGCCUGAUCUUGUCAUAUCGUUGGCUAAUACUGCACUGAGUGUAGCUGAUGAUGAUGAUCCCAAUGUGCCAACGUUAUGGUCCAAAGUAUUCAAAUAUCAGCUGGAACUAGGACACAACGAUGAGGCCUAUGCUGCCAUGGCGACAAACCCCGACCCGGAAAGGCGACGGGAUUGUUUGCGUCAGUUCAUCGUUGUUCUCUGCCAACGAGCUCAGACCAAGGAGCUGUGUCAGUAUCCCUACAUUGACCUACAUGAUGAGGUUGUAAGCAUAAUGGAGUCGCGAGCGCGCUCAGUAGAUCUCCUGACGACCCAUAACUACUACGAUCUCCUCUACGCCUUCCAUAUCUUCAGAGGAAACUACAGAAAAGCUGGUAGUGCGAUGUAUGAGCACGCUGUUCGUCUCGGCCUUGAGGUACCCACGUUGGAUGGGUUACGUAAACAAGCCAAGUGUUACUUAGCUGCGAUGAAUGCACUGGAACUAGUCAACCAGGACUUUGCCUGGAUCGUCAAGCCUGUAGCUGUCGAUGAAGCAAACCCUGAGGAUAUGGUGGGGGCAUCACCCAAGAGAAACUAUGAAGGAGAGGUACUGCAGCAACCAGUGAAACGUCAGGUCAAGGUCAUUGAACUCUGUGACCUCCGGAAGGAAUUCCAGUUGGUGGACGCUCGGCUGAAACUUGCCAACCAUGAUCCAGAAUCAGUCCAUACAUCAAUGGGUCCAAUACUUUCUGCAGAUGAAACAAUCUCCUUCCUAGUCCAAGCAGGUCUGUUUGACGCGGCCUGUGCAGUCUGUAAAACCUUCAAGCUUGACCUCACGCCAGUAUUUGAAGGCUUGGCCACAAAGUGCGUGAAGUUAUCACUGAAUGGUCUGAGUGAGACAGCAUGGAAAUGGCUGUCAGUCAAUGAUCUAGGAACGCUACAUCCAUCACGGGAACUUGGUCCGGCAGACUUGGCUUGGCAGCUCCUGAAACGAUACCUGGAGAAACACGACAAAGUUGGCGAUCACACACACUACAAGUGUGUCAUUAACAAGUUGUUAUCACUCGGUUAUCAUCUGCCUAUCUGGCUUGUCUCGGACUAUAAGAGGUUGAAUCCUGCCUCCUUGCUCCUUCUUUACAUCACCUAUGACAUGUUGGAGGAGGCUACGUCUCUUAUGCUUGAGUACAUUGAUGCGGUCUGUGGCAAGGGGUCUGAGUACUUUGGUCUGACGACCUCACUGCGAGAAACAUCUCCAAGUGUCUGGUUACCGUAUCAAUCCAUCGACCAUCUCUUGACCGCCCUCAAAGACCAGACAGACCCCGCCCUCAAACAGUUGUACAGCGAUCUGAAUGAGAAGCUAGAUUCCUACCACAGCAACGUCAAGGUAGUCUCCAAAGAAAUGAUCCGGAUGAGAUCGCUUGGAGCUAAUGCUACUUGAGACAUCUACAGGUCUGAUAAUAUUAACAAAACACUUGAGAAUUCAGAGAAGGGUCAAGGGUCAUAUGUCGUGGCAAUGCUAAGCAGGAAAUAGUGCUUAGCAGAAUUUUGCUUAGCAAGAAUCAGCUGUAAGCCAGUCUUAUGCAAUCCACAAGGAAUGACACAUUGUCGCACAAGUAAACUUGUACAUUUUUUCUCGCAAGCUGUCAGACACUGAGUAUAAAUUUAUAUAUUUGUGGGAUUUAAAACCCAUUAUUCACGGUACAAUAUUUUGGCUAGUGACCUGGGCCCAUUUUCAUAGCGCUGCUAAGCACAUGAUUUUCUGCUAACAGAGCCUCCGUCUAAUUCAUGGAGAUCGUAAGCACCCCAGAGGACCUCAGAGGAAAAAGUUACUUAAAUCAGUGACGUAACAACUGACAUCUCCUUGCCCGCGCAACAGUUUGCACAACACCACCAUGAAGUAGGGCUGAUAAGGUUAGCACAAUUGUCUGUUAUUGUUAGCACAACUUUUCUGCUAACUGUUAAGCAGCGCCAUGCAGCUGGCCCCCAUUUUCUAUGUGAGCUGAGUUACCCAUUGUUUUUGUACAUUUAUGUAGUUCAUGAAUUUAUUUUGGAAGGUUUUGACAUUGGAGCCUUGGCAUAUCCAGGCUUAUAUGUCCACCAAGGGAAAAAUAAGGGAAACAUUUUUUGAAAAUGUUAUCACUGAAUUUUUCUUCGUUAAAUUUGUUUUGCUUGGUUGUUUCGUUUUCAAUGCUACAUUGACGAAGAAAGAGGAGGGGGGGGGGGGGGGGUGUUAGGGGGUAGGCAAGCUUCCCACCACUGUAUUCACCUCUUGAUUUGAACAUCAGAAUGAGCUGACUUUGUUCAUGAGAUUGUGCUGCACAGAUGUCAUCUUAACUGGGAUAUGCAAUGGUUAAAGAAAUUAAAGAGACUAUUUCCAAAACACGAUAUUUGUCAUUUUGUUCACUUUUAGAAUCCUGCUCUCUCCUGGCUGCC